UAAUACUGUCAAGUUUAAGCGUGAAGCUGUCAACUUUGUCUAGUGUCUUCUUGUAAUAACAACUAUUUCUUUUGCAUUAAAACAGUAUGAAAUAAACAUUAUAAAACCCGACAACAUGGUAGAUGAAAGCACAAGGAAGACUUUAAGUAGCAUACCACUAUUGCAAACAAAAGCUGGACCAAGGGACAAGGAAUUAUGGGUUGCUAGACUAAAGGAAGAAUAUCAAGCUCUUAUCAAGUAUGUACAAAAUAAUAAGGCUGCAGACAAUGAUUGGUUCAGGUUGGAGUCGGAUAAAACAGGUACAAGAUGGUUUGGCAAGUGCUGGUAUGUCCACAACCUGCUGAAGUAUGAGUUUGAUCUGGAAUUUGAUAUACCUAUUACUUAUCCAACGACAGCCCCGGAGUUAGCUCUUCCAGGUCUUGAUGGCAAGACUGCAAAAAUGUACAGAGGAGGGAAAAUAUGCCUUACUGAUCACUUCAAACCACUAUGGGCUAGGAAUGUCCCAAAAUUUGGAAUUGCACAUGCAAUGGCUCUUGGACUCGGACCCUGGCUCGCUGUUGAAAUUCCAGACUUAAUAGAAAAAGGUGUUAUCACGUAUCAAGAGAAGACAGAUGAAGCAAAAUGAAUCCAUUGUAUAUUGUAUAUAGAGUCGCAAAUAUAUGUAUUUAUAUAUUUUA
Molecule: messenger RNA, 677 nt
Organism: Galleria mellonella (greater wax moth)
Lineage: Eukaryota; Metazoa; Arthropoda; Insecta; Lepidoptera; Pyralidae
Gene: Ufc1
Product: ubiquitin-fold modifier-conjugating enzyme 1
Exons: 4
Coding region: 116-625 (169 amino acids)
Biological process (GO): protein K69-linked ufmylation
Cellular component (GO): cytoplasm
Molecular function (GO): UFM1 conjugating enzyme activity
Source: RefSeq, a predicted model, not a curated record